Messenger RNA from Ceratitis capitata (Mediterranean fruit fly), 1417 nucleotides. RefSeq names its product pickpocket protein 28 (gene ppk6). Lineage: Eukaryota; Metazoa; Arthropoda; Insecta; Diptera; Tephritidae. Gene Ontology annotation, biological process: sodium ion transmembrane transport. Gene Ontology annotation, cellular component: membrane. Bases 1 to 1278 code for a protein of 425 amino acids. Gene Ontology annotation, molecular function: ligand-gated sodium channel activity. The transcript has 6 exons. The record is from RefSeq and is a predicted model, not a curated record.
AUGUUUCUCAAUAUCUGGAAGCAAAACGUAAAAGAAAAUAACUUAAAACAUCGCGGUAAGCUACAUCAGCCGCAACGUUUUCACUCCAAAGUACUAAAUCCGGGUUAUCGCGAGAACGUGGGUCAGAGGUUGAGGCUGGCCAUUGUGGACACCUUUUGGGAGUACACACUGACGACUAAAGUUAGUGGUAUUUGGCUGCUAAGACAAGACAGAACUCAUGGCAUUUCUAGAAAAAUACCCGCCAAUGUUGAUCCCCACGACGUUGCAAAUGGCUUGGAGUAUAUUAACGCUUUCACAGAUCAAAAUUGGAAGGCUCCUGCUCAAGAAAGUUUCAAAAUUGCCGAUGAAGUGUUGCGUCUGAACAAUAUAAGUAUUUAUGAGGCUGCCAAGGCAGUCAGCGGUAGUUGUAAUGAUUUUGUUAAACGUUGCUACUGGGGGCCUUGUUGUUCGUUCAAUUACAAUCCGAAGAAUCUCUCGUACGUACCAUUUUCAUCCAAUAUAUUCGGAAUAGAUGGUGGCUUAACCAUAGUCGGGGUCGAAGGCUCGGAACGUAACCUUUCGACUGGUUUAAUUGUACUUGCACACCACCCCAUGGACUAUGUGACGGAGGCAACUUCUUCGGUGACAAUUACUUCGAAUUCAGAGAGCUUUGUUGAAAUUUCACCAACCGUACAGAGUUCUGCAACGGAAGUGCUUGAGCUAUCGCAGGGCAAGAGAGAUUGUCUAAUAUCUGACGACCUCGAGUUGCACAGCUAUCGGCAAGCAGCUUGCUCCCUCGCUUGCCGUACAGAAGCCAUCAUGAAGAAAUGUCAAUGUGUACCCUAUCAUAUACCGAAUGCCAAAGCCGAUUAUCGGGAAUGCAAAUUGAAUGAUAGUACAUGCUAUUCCCAAAAUUAUGAUGCCUUUAAAAGUGUAAAAUGUGAGAGUUGCUUACCAAAUUGUUAUGACGUCACCUAUUCAACUUUGGCCUACAAAACUGAUCUCAAUCUACACAAUUGCUCUGUUAGCACACAUUAUAGGAACACUUUUGAUACCCAGGAUAUUUUUAUCGUACGAGCCUACUUGAGUAAACAGACUGUGCCAGCAAUACGUAAAGUCGUGGUUAUGUCGUGGAUCGGCUUGUUAUCCGACUUGGGUGGUGUGUUCAAUUUGUGCCUAGGGAUCAGCAUGGUAUCACUAAUUGAGUUUGGCUACUAUUGCACACAUCGUUUAUAUGUGAAUUAUAAUGCCCGAUCCAUAUUGCUUCAGCCUGUCAACACGAGUAAUUUUCGGAAGUAAUAGUUAUUACUUGCAGUUUAAAUGCAUACAUUUUUUGGCGCGACACUUUAACGGUUAUUAGUAGAUGUCAGCAGCCUUACGGAUUGGAUAUUAAAGUAGAUAACAACUAUAAUUUUCUCUAACUAUAUUGAUUAACUAA